Macrobrachium nipponense is the source of this 2768-nucleotide messenger RNA. RefSeq names its product eukaryotic translation initiation factor 2 subunit 3-like (gene eIF2gamma). Gene Ontology annotation, cellular component: eukaryotic translation initiation factor 2 complex; cytosol. The transcript has 10 exons. Gene Ontology annotation, molecular function: tRNA binding; translation initiation factor activity; GTPase activity. Bases 24 to 1490 code for a protein of 488 amino acids. The record is from RefSeq and is a predicted model, not a curated record. Lineage: Eukaryota; Metazoa; Arthropoda; Malacostraca; Decapoda; Palaemonidae. Gene Ontology annotation, biological process: formation of translation preinitiation complex.
AAAACAACAAACCGAGGAAGUCCAUGAACCCCCAAAAACGAGUCUUUCGGCCCGGUCUGUACACAUUACAUUGUGAUGGACAUCGGAGCAAAAUAACAAAACCUUCCUCGAAAAUGUCGAACCUAGCCGUGCAAGACCUCAAGAACUUGGAUAUAACCAAGUUGACGGCCCUAUCGCCCGAAGUCAUCAGUAGGCAAGCUACUAUUAACAUUGGUACCAUCGGUCAUGUAGCCCAUGGAAAGUCCACAGUUGUCAAAGCCAUAUCAGGUGUACAAACUGUCAGGUUUAAGAAUGAAUUAGAAAGAAAUAUCACAAUCAAGUUAGGUUAUGCAAAUGCCAAAAUCUACAAGUGUGAUAACCCAAAAUGCCCACGGCCUGCUUGUUUCAUUUCUGCGAGCUCAAACAAAGAGGAUUCCUUCAACUGUGCCAGAUCAAAUUGUCAAGGAAGGUUCCGCAUAGUCAGACAUGUAUCCUUUGUUGACUGUCCAGGUCACGAUAUUUUGAUGGCAACUAUGUUGAACGGCGCUGCUGUUAUGGAUGCUGCACUCCUCUUAAUUGCUGCUAAUGAAACCUGUCCCCAGCCUCAGACAUCUGAACAUUUGGCCGCCAUUGAAAUUAUGAAACUCAAACACAUUUUAAUUCUACAAAACAAGAUUGACCUGUGCAGGGAAUCCCAGCUACGAGAACAGUACGACCAGAUUUUAAGGUUUAUUCAAGGUACAGUCGCAGAAGGAGCGCCAGUCAUACCCAUAUCCGCACAGCUCAAGUUGAACAUAGACGUCGUAUGUGAAUACAUCAUGAAAAAGAUUCCUAUUCCUGACCGUGAUUUCUUGGCAACCCCACGGCUGAUUGUCAUUAGAUCCUUCGAUGUCAACAAACCAGGCUGUGAAGUAGAGGAUUUGAAGGGUGGUGUAGCUGGUGGAUCAAUUCUAAGAGGAGUUCUUAAGGUUGGUCAAGAGAUUGAAGUUCGACCUGGAAUCAUCUCCCGCGAUCCCGAAUCAGGAAGAGUGGUUUGUAAACCAAUUCGAUCAAGAAUAAUAUCGUUAUACACAGAAUCUAAUGAACUUCAGUUUGCUGUUCCUGGUGGAUUAAUUGGUGUAGGCACAAAGAUUGACCCGACACUUUGCCGUGCUGAUCGUAUGGUUGGUCAAGUUUUGGGUGCUGUGGGCUCACUUCCAGAAAUCUUCACUGAGCUUGAGAUUUCCUACUUCCUCCUCAGGCGUUUGCUUGGUGUUCGCACAGAAGGCGAUAAAAAAGGAGCGAAGGUUCAAAAACUAGCCAAGAAUGAAAUGCUGAUGGUCAACAUAGGCUCUCUAUCCACUGGUGGAAGAGUAUUGGCUGUCAAAGCUGAUUUGGCGAAGAUCACUCUCACUAACCCAGUGUGUACUGAAGAAGGUGAAAAGAUUGCACUUUCUAGGAGAAUUGAUAAACAUUGGAGGUUAAUUGGUUGGGGACAGAUAAGACGAGGAGUUACUAUUAAUCCGGAAUAAGAGUAAUUAAUACAUAGCAAGGAAUAAAUUCAUAGGUGUUUAAUUUUUAAAUUCAGCUGUUAAAAUAGAGAAAGUCAAAUUUUAUUUAUUAUUUCGAUCUGGUAACCAUAAAUUUUGUUUAAGGUUAUCGACUCUUUAUCUAAAAUCUAUUUUUUCCCCUUCCCUAAGAACUUGGUCUUGGUGACGUUUACUGGUUUGUGGUGAUCACUUCUGUUGCUUUUUCUGUUUCGUAAUAGUAUGUGUGUACAUAAUUAUAUAUCUCAGUGGGAUGACCUUGGAGGCAAGGUGGAGAUAAGUGUAAUUUGGGCUGUUGCAAUUAGAUGAAAUUAUUUCACAGGCCUAGAGGUGACUCCUCAUCCAAAGUAGGUUUCAUUCAAGAGAUAUUUCAAGAUGUUUAAACUCCAGAUAUAUAUAUGUGCGAUUUAUAAAGUAGCCACGAUAUAAGUUGGUACAUUGACUAAUAUGUUUAUGUAGCCUGUAUGUGCUUUAUUUAGAUUGGAGGUUGUAUCAUUUUAAGUUAUGUGAACUUUGCCAUUUAAUCUCUACUUCUUACACAAUACUUUGGAUUGCUUGAAAAUUUACCAUGUAAAAAAUUAUCUCCUUAACAGAUUAUGAGUAAUUUUGAAAUGCUACCAAAAAAGCUUUUCUUUCAUGUACUAGGAUGCUUAUUUGAAGGUGACAUUUAUGUACUGUAACUUAAUUGAGAGCUGAUAUUCUUGCAAAUUAUUUUACUCCUCAUAUAAGGAUUGAAAUGUCUUGCUAAGCUACCUCAAGUAUGGAAGAAAAUCAAAAAUGGUUUUAUAAUAGAGGAAUCACUUCUGAGCCUGUGAUUAAAAUAACGUUAUCAAGUCUCAAUAUAACGGCUUAUUUCUGUAGUGUGGACGGAAGCAUCAAUGCUGUUUUUAUCUUAACCAGUUACAUUGUUUCCAUUCUUGAAGAUUUCUUGAUUUCUAUCAAGUUUCACUCAAAAUUUCUUACUUUGUACAUCAUCUGUAAUUUAAAUCAUUUCACCCAGAUAUGUGACAAACCAGUAUUGGAUAACAAGUUUCAUCAUAAUACUAUUAUGACUAAAAUUGCUCUGUGGAUAUUCAGCUUUUCCUGAAAUAUAUGUUUGUUCAUUUGUUGCAAGUGAGAUAAAGUUGAUCUGUUAAAUUCUUGUUGGUUGCUGAUUAAGUUUUUAGGUAUGAAAGAGAGAAGGGGGGGAGGGGUUUUGACAUGGCUGUUUCAUUAUGCAUAUGUCUGUAAGAUUUCUAAUAAAAAUUUUACAAGGAUUUAUAA